UUGCUCUAUUUGCUACUUUACUCUAGUACGCACUCUGCCACGAUGUGCACGCAACUGAAACUAGUUGGAAUCGUAUGCUAUAUUAUAAUCGUCUGCCCAUUUCUCUUACAAUCUGCUCAUGACGUCAUCACCAAGAAUGGUCCAAACACUACCAUCAGGACCCACCACACGGCUCCAUUCCAGAAUCUCCUUGCGAUAGGAAUGACCGCAGAUCUGGAGUAUGAUGAUCUUCAAUCUUCAGCCCCCCAUCCUGUGAAGCGUAGACAGCCUCUGUUACCACUGGGAUACACUCGCUCAAGGACUACCUCUAAGUUAGAACCCGACAUCGUCUUCAUCGAAUACGCUUCUGAUAUCCUUGCCGAAGCAGAAGAAGUUCGUAGUUAUCGUCAUCGGGCUGAUCAUGUCAGUGAGCUGUCAGCCAACACCGUCCCCUAUCUACGAGUUACCGGGGACCGAGGAGGUGGCCAGUGACGACGGCCUGUCCAGACAGGGGGGGUUGUUAGCGACGGUAGGCUCUCUCAUCCCAAGCCUCCUUACACCCCUAGUGGGGAACUUCGGGACUGGUCUCAUCAACGCCAUCACCGCUACACUUAUGGGGCGGGAGCUCGCACUAAUCUCGCCUCGAGGAUUGGCUGAGCCCAUCGCCACCGGCCCUGUGAGAGGACCCGCUCCCUCCAGAGGUUGAGAAAUAAGCAGGCUUCAUACAAAAUCAGAAGACUUCUCUAAAUGUUUCUUUUAAUAAUUUAAAUCCUUAAUUUAUUGUAUAUAACUGUGAAACUAUUUAUUUGUAUAUAGACAAAUUGAUGAAUAUUUAUUUUUCAAAUAAACUUAUUUAUUGAA
This is a messenger RNA of Homalodisca vitripennis (glassy-winged sharpshooter), 840 nucleotides long. RefSeq lists its product as uncharacterized. The coding region runs from base 43 to 471 and encodes 142 amino acids. The transcript is spliced from 4 exons. NCBI's taxonomy places the organism in Eukaryota, Metazoa, Arthropoda, Insecta, Hemiptera, Cicadellidae. The record is from RefSeq and is a predicted model, not a curated record.